Lathyrus sativus (Indian pea) is the source of this 1434-nucleotide messenger RNA. The record is from the annotation of a GenBank genome assembly. Lineage: Eukaryota; Viridiplantae; Streptophyta; Magnoliopsida; Fabales; Fabaceae.
AUGUUGGAAUUGGUUUACUCGCCUCCUGUAUGGGCGACAAUAAUUGCGUCUGCUUUUCUCCUGACGACUCUUACUCUCUCCCUCUAUCUUCUGUUUGAACAUCUUUCCGCUUAUAAGAAUCCCGAAGAGCAGAAGUUCUUGAUCGGUGUUAUCCUCAUGGUUCCAUGCUACUCUAUUGAAUCUUUUGUGUCCUUGGUGAAUCCAUCCAUUAGUGUUGAUUGCGAGAUACUCAGGGAUUGCUACGAGUCAUUUGCCAUGUAUUGCUUUGGAAGAUACCUCAUUGCCUGCCUCGGAGGCGAAGAAAGGACUCUUUUGUUUAUGGAAAGACAGGGCCGUGCUACUUUUAAAACUCCUCUUCUCAACCAUUCUUCUUACUCUGGCAUUGUCACCCAUCCUUUUCCUCUCAAAUACUUCCUUAAACCAUGGAAACUUGGUCCUGGCUUUUUCCAAAUUGUCAAAUUUGGUAUUGUUCAAUAUAUGAUCAUCAAAUCUUUCACUGCCGUUUUGGCCGUAAUCCUUGAAGCCUUUGGAGUCUACUGUGAAGGAGAAUUCAAAUUAGGAUGUGGGUAUCCUUAUGUGGCAGUGGUUCUAAAUUUCAGUCAGUCAUGGGCUCUGUACUGCCUUGUUCAAUUUUAUACUGUUACAAAGGACGAGUUGGCUCAUAUAAAGCCAUUGGCCAAAUUUUUGACAUUUAAAUCAAUUGUGUUUCUCACUUGGUGGCAAGGUGUGGCAAUUGCUCUACUAUAUACAUUUGGUUUGUUCAAAAGUCCCAUAGCACAAGGCUUGCAGUUUAAGUCAAGUGUCCAAGAUUUCAUCAUUUGCAUUGAGAUGGGCAUUGCUUCCAUAGUUCACCUGUACGUAUUUCCAGCAAAGCCUUAUGAGCUAAUGGGAGACCACCUUCCAGGAAGUGUUUCAGUUCUGGGAGAUUACUCUGCUGAUUGUCCUCUUGACCCUGAUGAGAUUAGAGACAGUGAGAGACCCACAAAACUGCGUCUUCCUGCACCUGAUGUUGAUGCCAAGAGUGGGAUGACGAUUAGAGAGAGUGUUCGUGAUGUUGUUAUUGGUGGUGGUGGAUAUAUUGUGAAAGAUGUGAGGUUCACUGUCCAUCAAGCUGUGGAGCCUGUGGAAAAGGGGUUCACUAGAUUCAAUGAAAAACUACAUAAGAUAUCCCAAAACAUUAAAAAGCAUGAGAAAGAUAAAAGAAGAAUCAAGGAUGACUGCUACAUUCCGUCAUCAUCACCUACAAGGAGGUUGAUUCGGGGAAUCGAUGAUCCCCUCUUGAAUGGGAGUGUCAGUGAUAGUGCGAUGUCUAGGGGAAAGAAGCACCGUCGGAAAUCUGGAUAUACAAGUGGAGAGAGCGGUGGAGAAAGCAGUAGUGAUCAAACCUAUGGUGGCUACCAGAUUAGGGGCCAUAGGUGGGUUACCAAAGAGUAA